Molecule: messenger RNA, 1250 nt
Organism: Cyprinodon tularosa
Lineage: Eukaryota; Metazoa; Chordata; Actinopteri; Cyprinodontiformes; Cyprinodontidae
Gene: dnajc5gb
Product: DnaJ (Hsp40) homolog, subfamily C, member 5 gamma b
Exons: 6
Coding region: 194-811 (205 amino acids)
Source: RefSeq, a predicted model, not a curated record
UCGCACUUUUUUCACCCCUUUUACCCAAGAUUCCUUCCGUCUCAGGUCUUCCGGGUUCAAUCGGAAACUCAGAAAGAUUUGAAUGAGUUAAUCUGACCGACUAGAAGUAAUUUGAAGAGUUUUUGUUGGACUCUAUGUUUCCACGUAAAUCUGCCACUUCUGUCAGUCUGCCAACGUCAGCGUUUGUUCAGCCAUGGAGGACCCAAAAAUACCGCAGAGGAAACUGUCCAGGGCCGGAGAAAGUUUAUACCAAGUCCUGGGCUUACAGAAAGGAGCCACCCCCGAUGAGAUCAAACGGGCCUACAGGAAACUGGCUUUAAGGCAUCACCCUGAUAAGAACCCAAAUAACCCAGAAGCUGCUGAGAAAUUCAAGGAGAUCAACAAUGCCAACUCCAUCCUCAGUGACGAGAACAAACGUGGCAUCUAUGACCAAUACGGCUCAAUGGGUCUCUCCAUAGCAGAGCAGUUUGGUGAAGAUGCCGUCAAGUACUACUUCCUCAUGUCAAAGUGCUGGUUCAAGACCCUGUUUUGCUGCUGCACCAUCUUCACCUGCUGCUGCUGUUUCUUCUGCUGCUGUUGCUGCUGUGGAAGGUGCAAAGCUCAGCAGGAAGACGAAUACUUUAUGGACCCAGAAGAUCUGGAGGCGGAUUUUAAUGAACAGGAAGCAGCACGAGACCAUGUAGUAAUUAAUCAGCCCCGCUGCAAUGAGGACUCAGCUGAGAACACAACAAUUGUGCUUCAGCCUAUGGCUACCAACGGCACCUCAAGCCCUGGAGAGACCCGGACCAUGGCUCUGUCCACAGUCGAUUGAGCGAGUCGGCCAGUGGAUGAGUAAGCCUUUAAAAAGGAGAGCUUUGAAUCUUUUUGGACUAGGUGUGGGAGUGAGGUCCCACCUGCAGCUUUCCUAAUUAAUUCAGAUCAACUUAUUCUGCAGAUUUUCCUCGGACUGAGGAACAGGAAACGCCCCAAUAAGACGCCUUUCUAUUUACGUGAAUGUUGGUACUGCCAAAGGGUUGUUUUGUGUUUAUUUCCCCAUUAGAUCAUGUGUAUAUAAUUUUUUUUAAAUAAAAACUUGUUUAUAUCUGUAAUAUUUUCGUGCAAAAAAUGACAAAGCCAUGCAGAUCAAAGCAACUGAUCUCUUGUUAAACAUUUUUUUUUCUUGUGCACUUUAAACCAACAGUUUAGUGUUAAAAGUUCUCAUGGUGGUUUAAGAAUGUCUCUGCUCAGGAUUCCCUAAAUGUUGAAUGUUG